Messenger RNA from Pochonia chlamydosporia 170, 888 nucleotides. RefSeq lists its product as hypothetical. Bases 1 to 888 code for a protein of 295 amino acids. The transcript has 4 exons. The record is from RefSeq and is a predicted model, not a curated record. Lineage: Eukaryota; Fungi; Ascomycota; Sordariomycetes; Hypocreales; Clavicipitaceae.
AUGGCGCAAACAAGACCGAGUGGGUUCUGCGGCACGAAGCUCAUGUGGAUUGCCCAGUUGUCAAACUUCAUCGGAGCAUUCAAUCGCAAUCUGGACUCCCUCUGUGGGCUUUGGAGUGUUAGGAAAGAGUGGGGGCUGCAGUUCAUCCCCAGUAUCUGCCAAACAUGGAAAUGGCGUCAAGCUCUGGAGACGUGGUGUAAUUCCAAUCCGGCUGGUCGCGGUAAUACAAGGCCACAAUGGUGCAGCUCCUGUUCGAGAACGAAAUUCCUUGUUCGAGUCGCCAUGAAAAUUUACAACGUGUUACAUUGCACUGCUGUUUGUCGCACUAUAGAGGGUUCCAGCUUCCGUCUGCACCCGUUGCAUGGGAGACAGAAAGACUCACAUCCAUGCUGUUCUCAAUUCGACGCCUCAAACACAUCGGACCAGUUGACAAUGGCUGACAUUUGCUGUGAUGCAACAAAGUUGUCACACGGACUUUCCCUAAAUACGUGUCAUUUCCGGUCGCACCCUCCAGCGAUUCCAAUCUCACGGGCAUACGGAUGUCUUGCCGGUAAGCUACCUUCUAAUAGUUUCCGUGUUGACAAGACGGACAGGGUAUCAAGGAUCCGUCUAAGUAGCGUCUCGUCCAAGACAUGGCUUCAGUCAACAACAUCCCCACAGGGCCACAGGGAAGGUGUCGGUCUUGUCAUGAAGCUUGGCGGCCCCAAAGUACACGAUCAUCACAAACCGCAUCUUCCGGUAUCGAGCAUGUGGCCGUUGUCCUUUUUCUUUGUCGGAAACAGAAACUCGGAUAUUAUUUUUAAAAAAUAUUCUUCAACUGUAACGUUGGCACGAAAGCAACUGUUCAACAUUUCUUCAUCACGGUUGUCGGCCCUUUUUACAAUUUAA